AUGCUUGCUCGAAAGACUGUAGCAUCCGGGGCUCUGAGGAAAGCAUUAAAUGAGAGGUUGAAAGCAAGCCAAGUGAAAGCAAGCCAAGCUCAAAACUCCGACUCUAGCUCUGAUUCUGAAUCCUAUCAAUCCGCUACUGAGGGGGAAGGACAUGGGUCUUCUGACUCUGAAAAGACUCAAGAAUCUCCUUCUAAGAGCCACAAGAAGCAGAGUGAAACAAAGCUACAAAGGGCUUUAGCUGAGAGUAAGAAAAAGAAAAUGGAUAAAGGAAAGGGAAAGAUUGUAGAAUCCUCAGAGGCUGUGGAGGAAGAGGAGAUGCAACUGACAAGAUCUGCAAUGAAAAACAAACAAUCAAAAUUUUCUGAAGAUGAUGACUGGAGUGGAGAAGAAGAAGAAAAUGAUUCUGAGAAGGAAUAG
Messenger RNA from Nicotiana attenuata, 417 nucleotides. Its product is annotated as RNA polymerase II-associated factor 1 homolog. Lineage: Eukaryota; Viridiplantae; Streptophyta; Magnoliopsida; Solanales; Solanaceae. The record is from RefSeq and is a predicted model, not a curated record. The transcript has 3 exons. The coding region runs from base 1 to 417 and encodes 138 amino acids.